AUGGCGGCCCCCACGGAGGCAGCAGCCGGCAUGAACCUGAGCAACAUGAGCAACAUGCUGCAGUUUAUGAAACUUAUCGGACAACUCAAAAGAGUCCCACGGACCGGCUGGGUGUACAGGGAGGUGAAGAAACCCGAGAGCGUAUCAGACCACAUGUACCGCAUGGCCAUGAUGUCUCUGACCAUCACUGACCCCACAGUGGACAAGGACAGGUGUAUAAAGCUGGCUCUGGUUCACGACAUGGCAGAGUGCAUUGUGGGAGAUAUUGCUCCCUCAGACAACGUCAGUAAAGCAGAGAAACACAGGAGAGAAGAGGAAGCGAUGAGACAUCUGUCCGGUCUCCUGCCAGAGGGUCUCAAGCAGGAGAUGUAUGGGCUGUGGGAGGAAUAUGAAACUCAGAGCAGUGCAGAGGCCAGGCUGGUGAAACAGUUCGACCUCCUGGAGAUGAUCCUGCAGGCUCACGAGUACGAAGAGCUGGAGGGAGCGCCAGGAAGACUUCAGGAGUUUUUCGACUCCACAAACGGCCGUUUCCACCACCCAGACGUGCUCCAGCUCAUCAGCUCUUUGAAUGAAGAGAGAGGCCGUCACAUGAACAAAACUGAUGCCACAAAGAACUCUGGGAACUCUGAGGCCACUGGUGGCGUAUCUGCACGGCCACACUCGCCUCCACACACCUCCUGACUGUAACACAAACAACACAGACUCAUCCCUAGUGGACGGACAGAGAUAACGGCCACACAACUAUGUCACGUGACCAGAUUUGUGAACGGAGGUGGGAAACUGAAGUUGGGGAAUUUCUUUUUACCUCAGUGUUAGAUCCAUGCUGUCCUGGAAUCUGUAUCGUUCAUUUUCUAUAAUAAAUCCAUUCUGAUUAUAACCAAUACAAAUAUUACCAGAUAAUAUAUGAAUACAAUAUGAUUCAAUGUUUCAGAUAUUGUACAAAGAGAAACAAUACUUGACAAUACCAACACUUUGGAAAUUGGAGAGUGGUAACAGCGACAUAAUCAGGAAACCGCUGCAUUUUUUUGAAAAUUGAGAAAACAAUUGUUUGAUCAGAACAAAGAGAACAAUUAGAAACAUAAAAAUGUUAUGUUCUCUUCAUUGUUUUUUUCAGUUUUUUCUGCAGCUUCAGUCACAGUUUUUUGUUUUAAAAACAGUCACACGUCAUGUUUGGUUUAAGUGAUUUUUAUUAUCAGACAUAAAAACAGUUUUUUAAAACAGUGUGUAAUUAAAUGUAUGAAUACAACUGAAUAUGUUAAACACAAUGUUGUUAUAUGUCAAUGUCACAGUUUAUGUCUUUGGGAGUUUUAGUACAAGCUGUUUUUUUAAAGAUCUGAGUACAAUUUGAUUUCAAGCCAUGGUUAACGUAUAAAUAUAAAACAUAAGCUGGGUUUCAUAUUUUCAAUGAUAAUAAAUCAGACCU
Molecule: messenger RNA, 1423 nt
Organism: Limanda limanda (common dab)
Lineage: Eukaryota; Metazoa; Chordata; Actinopteri; Pleuronectiformes; Pleuronectidae
Gene: hddc2
Product: HD domain containing 2
Exons: 6
Coding region: 1-681 (226 amino acids)
Cellular component (GO): cytoplasm
Molecular function (GO): 5'-deoxynucleotidase activity
Source: RefSeq, a predicted model, not a curated record